This is a messenger RNA of Chrysoperla carnea, 1366 nucleotides long. RefSeq names its product splicing factor 3B subunit 4-like. The record is from RefSeq and is a predicted model, not a curated record. Lineage: Eukaryota; Metazoa; Arthropoda; Insecta; Neuroptera; Chrysopidae. Gene Ontology annotation, cellular component: U12-type spliceosomal complex; nucleolus. Gene Ontology annotation, biological process: positive regulation of mRNA splicing, via spliceosome. The transcript is spliced from 4 exons. The coding region runs from base 145 to 1338 and encodes 397 amino acids. Gene Ontology annotation, molecular function: RNA binding.
GAAUACAGGUACUAAAGUCAACGAACGUUUACGAAGUACAUACAACAUAUAACCCGGUUGAAAACUUAUAAACUAACCACAAAAUAUGUAAAUUUAAUGAAAAUUAAUUUAUUUGAAUUAAGAAGUUAAGAAAAUUAUAAUAAAAUGGCUAAUGGUCCAAUUGCCGAACGUAAUCAAGAUGCUACGAUAUACGUUGGAGGAUUGGAUGAAAAAGUUUCAGAAUCGUUGAUGUGGGAAUUAUUUGUACAAGCUGGUCCAGUUGUUAAUGUACAUAUGCCGAAAGACCGUGUUACAAUGAUGCAUCAAGGCUAUGGUUUUGUGGAAUUUAUGGGGGAAGAAGAUGCGGAUUAUGCCAUAAAAAUAAUGAAUAUGAUAAAACUAUAUGGGAAACCUAUACGAGUGAAUAAGGCUUCGGCACAUCAAAAGAAUUUAGAUGUUGGCGCGAAUAUUUUCAUUGGUAAUUUAGAUCCGGAAGUUGAUGAAAAACUGUUGUAUGAUACAUUCUCAGCUUUUGGUGUCAUUUUGCAAACUCCGAAGAUAAUGCGAGAUCCUGAAACAGGAAAUUCGAAAGGUUUUGCAUUUAUUAACUUUGCAAGUUUUGAUGCAUCCGAUGCUUCUAUUGACGCUAUGAACGGUCAGUAUCUUUGUAACCGACCCAUUUCUGUAUCGUAUGCCUUUAAAAAGGAUGCAAAAGGUGAACGACAUGGAUCCGCCGCUGAAAGGUUAUUAGCCGCACAAAAUCCAUUAUCUCAGGCAGAUCGUCCUCAUCAAUUGUUCGCUGAUGCGCCUCCAAUGGGUGGUAUGAUUCCUGCUGGUAUGCUUGGUCAUUUGGCACCACCUCCACCACCAAUGGCUAUGAUGGGAAUGGUACCACCGCCACCUCCCACAUCAGGUGGAAUGCACCCUCCUCCCCCACCACCAGUACCGCCACCAGCAUCGUUCCCAUCUUCAAUUCCACCACCACCUUUACCUCCAAUGAAUCACCCACCUUUACCACCUGGUAUACCUCCUCCAGGGUCUGCACCACCAUUACCACCUACUUCACAGUCACCACAAGCCCCUCCGCCUCCUCCACGUAUGAUGCCUCCUCCUCCACCUUGGGGUGGACCCCCACCACCUCCUGGACCACCUCCUCCCAGUGGGUUCGGUCAAGGAAAUUUCCCCCCACCACCGCCACCCGGAGCACGCCCACCACCUUCAUGGAGACCACCGCCUGGUCCUCCACCUGGUGGACCUCAAUUCCGGACACCUUUCCCACCAAGAGGGCCACCUCCACCACCAAACAGUUUUGGAAAUAAUCAAUACGAACAAUAUAAUGAAAAUUAUAGUAAUUACUAAAGUUAAGUAGCAUGAAUUAUUAAUUCAU